CAGACAGCCACCCAUAAUAACCAGGGCAAUGAGGACUCUGGAGGAACUGGGUGGGGUGUGCUGUGGGAAGGGUAUUUAAGUAGGCCAGGAGAAGCUAACAGCAGGAGCCAGGAACCACAAAGAGCAGAGGAGAGUGUGAUUUCUCCUCUCAGAUUUCACCAGGACCCUGGAAAUCUGGAAAAGAGAGAAAAGCAAGUUUGUUAAAAAGAAGAUGGCAUCUUCCAGAACACAGGAAAGAAGUAAAAUCAAACCACCUCAGAAAUAUCUCAAAGAAAGUAUCCUUGUAGAAAGGGGUGAACCUUCUGUUUAUGCAUUAAAACUGAAAAAGGAGUCUGAAACGUCUCCAAAGUACCAUCUAGGAAAAGAGAACUUGCAGAUCGCCAACAAAGUGAUCAUGAUGAUGGGAGCGUCUGGAUCAGGGAAAACCACUCUCAUCAAUGGGAUGAUCAACUACAUCCUGGGCGUGCAAUGGGGAGACGAAUUCCGGUUCAAACUUAUCGAUGAAGUGACCGGCAGAAACCAAGCAGAAAGCCAGACAUCCGAAGUGAGGGCUUAUGUGGUGAACUAUCAAGAGGGUCUCAAGAUCCCUUGCUCUCUCACUUUUGUUGACACUCCAGGAUUCGGAGACACGAGAGGAAUAGAACAGGACAAAAAGUUAGUGGAGAAGAUCCGUGAGUUUUUCUCCAUCCCAGGAGGAAUCGACCACAUCGAUUGUGUCUGCUUUGUGGUCAAGGCUUCCACAAACCGCUUAACAGCAGCCGAGAAAUACGUCUUUGAUUCCGUGCUCUCCAUCUUUGGGAAAGAUAUCAAGGAGAACAUCCAGUUCCUGAUCACCUUUGCAGAUUCACAGACUCCCCUGGUCCUUGAGGCCAUUAAGACGGCCGACGUUCCAUGCGCCAAAGAUGGCAAGGGGAACCCCGUGCAUUUCAAAUUCAACAAUUCCGCCCUGUUUGCCAACAAUGUCAUGGGGGACAGGGAGAGCCCUAACUUUGACGAAAUGUUUUGGAAAAUGGGUAUAAUCAGCAUGAAGACCUACUUUGACUCGCUAAGCAAACUGAACGCGAGGAGUUUGACUUUGACGAAGGAAGUUCUCAGGGAACGGAAAGAGUUGGAGACGGUUGUGCAGGGCCUGUUGCCCCAGAUCAAAACCGGGCUGGUCAAACUGGAAGAACUGAAGGAAACGGAACAAGUCCUUGACCAGCACAAAGCUGACAUGGCGGCCAACAGAGAUUUUGAGUAUGAGAUCCCAGUCACCGUCAAAGUGAAGCAAGAUCUCUCUGGAGCUCAUCAAUAUGCAACCAACUGCAAGAACUGCAAGGUCACCUGCCACUAUCCUUGCUGGGGUACCUGGGACCGGCUGAACCGCCUUUGCUCCGCUAUCAGUUUCUUCUCAGGAAAAUGCAACGUUUGUCCCAGCAAGUGCUCAGCCAGCGACCACCACAACCAGAAUUACCAAUUUAAGGACGAAAUAAGGAAAGAGAAGAAGACAUAUGCGGAGCUGAAGAAAAAGUAUGAGCACGCCUACCAUGGGGUUAUGACAGCAGAGCAGCUGAUUUGGCACCUCAGCCAGGAGUACAUCAAAGUAAGAGAAAAUUUGUUCGAAAACAUCGAGAGAGCGUCUCAAAGCCUGCGGCGCCUGGAGGAAAUUGCCCUGAAGCCCAACCCGCUCUCCACCCCAGAAUACAUCGACAUGCUCAUUGCGUCUGAAGAGGAGGAAUGCAAGCUUGGAUAUCAGAAAAGGAUCCAGUUGCUCAAGGAGGUGAAGAAAGAAGCAGAGAUCAUACAGAAGAUUGCGAAGAAGGAGGCUCUUCUGCCAGAGGAGGAGGAGAUGAUGAGCGAAAGGGGGGACAAAGGAAAAUUCCGCUUGAUAGCCAGAUAUUGGAAGAGAAGGGCGAUGAAUAUUCUCCCUAAAUGAAGGGGCAACACAACAGCGCCUGUUCAGCCUUAGAUCUCUGUAUAAGCGCCCCCCCCCCAUAUCCUUUUCGCUAAGUGCAGGGACUCUGAGGCUGGA
Molecule: messenger RNA, 2011 nt
Organism: Podarcis muralis (Common wall lizard)
Lineage: Eukaryota; Metazoa; Chordata; Lepidosauria; Squamata; Lacertidae
Molecular function (GO): GTP binding
Source: RefSeq, a predicted model, not a curated record